Messenger RNA from Angiostrongylus costaricensis, 141 nucleotides. The record is from the annotation of a GenBank genome assembly. NCBI's taxonomy places the organism in Eukaryota, Metazoa, Nematoda, Chromadorea, Rhabditida, Metastrongylidae.
AUGGGCACGACGAGAGAAAAAUCCUCGCAAAAGUGCAAAAUCGAUACACUUGCACUUGCCGCACACAGCGACGCACACACGAAUGGGCUGACUGCUGGUUGGACGGCUGCAUUUGCUGGCUGGCUCGCUGGCUCGCUGGGU